GUUGGGCAGGCUUCCCUUACGCUUGAGCUCAAUUCGCCCAAUGAGGGGCGAGCUUCGCGAGAGCUGUCGGGAAAGGCGGCUGCCUAUAUAAGCGGCUUACGGGGCGUUCCUCCGCGUUUCGGUAGCAGUGCGGGCGGUAGGAGGAGGUGGGCUUGGAGGGCGGCCUGCCCUAGCUGAGCCUGCAUCUCGGGGACAAUGGCGGAAGGCGAUAAUCGUAGCACCAACCUGCUGGCUGUGGAGACUGCGAGUCUGGAAGAGCAGCUGCAAGGAUGGGGAGAAGUGAUGCUGGUGGCUGAUAAAGUCCUCAGAUGGGAGAAAGCCUGGUUUCCACCUGCCAUCGUGGGUGUGGUUUCUCUGGUGUUUCUGAUUAUCUAUUAUCUAGAUCCAUCUGUUCUGUCCGGCGUUUCCUGUUUUGUUAUGUUUUUGUGCUUGGCUGAUUACCUUGUUCCCAUUCUAGCGCCUAGAAUUUUUGGCUCCAAUAAAUGGACCACUGAACAACAGCAAAGAUUCCAUGAAAUUUGCAGCAAUGUAGUAAAGACUAGACGCAGAGCUGUGGGCUGGUGGAAACGCCUCUUUACACUAAAGGAAGAAAAGCCUAAAAUGUACUUCGUGACCAUGAUCAUUUCUCUUGCCGCGGUUGCUUGGGUGGGACAGCAAGUCCAUAAUCUGCUUCUCACCUGUCUGAUAGUGACUUUCUUACUGUUGCUUCCUGGACUGAACCAACAUGGAAUCAUUUCGAAGUAUAUUGGAAUGGCCAAAAGGGAGAUAAACAAGCUUCUGAAACAAAAAGAAAAGAAAAAUGAAUAAUACAUCUGUUUUAUUCAGUGUGGUUAAUGAGUAUGCAUUGCCCUGGGAAUAGUUUCUACUGUGCUGUGUGGAUACUGAAAUGCUACAGAAGUAGCUCUUUGCUUUCCCGCACUCUUCCCUUAGUAGAAAUUCACACUUGCCAGUAAUGCUUUGUGCAGUGUCUUUGUUAAUUGUAGCUGGGUGCAUUCUCAUCAGUUGGCCUUAAUUGGACAACUCACUAGGAAGUAAGGCUUGUUUUGAUUUUUCUCACCCAGGGUUAACUAAAUUCUUACUUUUGACAACUUCUUUUAAAAUAAUACAGUGGUGAACUUUACUCUUUAGUACAGUUAACAGUGACUUUGGACAGUUGUUUGGGUUGAUGUUUGCUUUAGCUAGAUAGAAGGUAGCAGUCUGUGGCUCUAGGAAGCUGGUUCUACUGUCUGCUUCCACAGUCUGCUUAAAAAACAGACUUCAUGAAUAUAAAGACCAAGUUUACCACACCUGAUGAAGAGACCAGUUAGAAGUCAUUCCUCAGACUGUUUCUUUACCACUGGAGAAGAAUCUAUGGAAUAAAGUGAAAUUGAUUCCAUGCCCUAGUACAUAUAGGUUUCUCCUUUUUGCAAAACAGUAAUCUCUAGGAAGUAUCGAUCCUUUGUCUUACAUGGGGAAUCAGACAGGUGUAGAGCUCUUGUUCCCCUGCCCUACUUCAUCAGUGAAUCCUUAAAGGCUUUUUAAUAGCACAUUUCCAAAAGACUGUAUUUUAGGAUAUUUAGCAUACUUUUCAUUUUGGGUUUUUACAGCAUACACAGUAGGUUAAGAUGCAAGUCUGUGACCUUUAUUCCAAUAACAGCCAGUAAAGGACAAAAGUCUUCCUAUGGUUAGUCAAGAUUCAUUGCAGUAGAAAAUAAAAUAACUAAUUUCUAAGAUCAGAAAAAGCCUUCAAAGGUAGGCCCUACAAUUCUUUCUCAUUUUACAGUAAUACUGGCUAUAUUUUGAUUGCCAUAGGUUUUGCAUUGGACAUAGUGACUACACUGGCAUUUGACUUUUUUCCUCAGUAUUUCUCAAGGGCUGUUGGUGAGAGCAGGGUUGUGAUGACAGAUAGGCCUCUGGCCCACAUAGAUUUUAUAAGUCCUUGGAAAACUCCUUAUAGUCAUUCUUUCCCUCUUAGUAGCUGGAAACUUAGAAUAGCUGGCAUCUGUAAGAAUGAACCUUUGAGGGCCAAAAAUGUGACAUAUUUGGGAACAAUUCUUAAACUCCUUAACUAGCUGUAAUAUAGUUCUGUGAAUUCAUUGCGCUGAUGCUGUAAAACCUUGUGGUAUAUCUGUCCCCAAAUAAGUAUUGUUUUCUUCCCUUUGAUAUUGCUGUAAACAGUGGGAUGCAUUGUAUGUUUAAUUUUUUAAAAAAAAUUUUCAUACGGCUACCUUAAUUUUACAUGUGUUUCCUCAGUGUAAAUAAGCCUGUCUUAUCUGGAUUUUUUUUUUGUGAAUGUGUGUUCUACCAGUUAACUACCCUGGCAGUUUUAAUCCUGUAUUAUUUCUCCUUUGUUUUGUGUGAAAGGGAAAAAUAAAAGCUGGAAUCUCU
Heterocephalus glaber (naked mole-rat) is the source of this 2367-nucleotide messenger RNA. RefSeq names its product ARL6 interacting reticulophagy regulator 1 (gene Arl6ip1). Gene Ontology annotation, cellular component: membrane; Sec61 translocon complex. Lineage: Eukaryota; Metazoa; Chordata; Mammalia; Rodentia; Bathyergidae. The record is from RefSeq and is a predicted model, not a curated record. Gene Ontology annotation, biological process: cotranslational protein targeting to membrane.